Molecule: messenger RNA, 1053 nt
Organism: Gadus macrocephalus (Pacific cod)
Lineage: Eukaryota; Metazoa; Chordata; Actinopteri; Gadiformes; Gadidae
Gene: epha7
Product: eph receptor A7
Exons: 3
Coding region: 109-1053 (314 amino acids)
Biological process (GO): cell surface receptor protein tyrosine kinase signaling pathway; protein phosphorylation; axon guidance
Cellular component (GO): neuron projection; membrane
Molecular function (GO): protein binding; transmembrane-ephrin receptor activity; ATP binding
Source: RefSeq, a predicted model, not a curated record
AGCGCGCAGAGGGGACUCGAACAUAGAGCUGCUCUGGUGUCAUCAAUGGGAAGCACGCGAAGCGGAGGGAAGCGACAACGGCUACAGAAACGCACCUGAACCGAGAGCAUGGCGGCCGCGUCGAGCGCGCGGACCCGGAACGCGUGGGGCUGGACCGUGCUGGGCCUCGUGCUUGGGGCUCUUGUCUCCCGCGGGGCGCCGCACGACGCCAAGGAAGUGGUUCUCUUGGACUCCAAGGCGCAACAGACCGACCUGGAGUGGAUCUCCUACCCGCCAAAUGGGUGGGAGGAGAUCAGCGGUCUGGAUGAGAACUACACGCCCAUCAGGACCUACCAGGUGUGUCAGGUGAUGGAGGCCAACCAGAACAACUGGCUGAGGACUAACUGGGUGGAGAAGGGCCAUGCCCAGAGGAUUUUUGUGGAGCUCAAGUUCACCUUGAGGGAUUGUAACAGCCUGCCGGGGGUGGUGGGCACCUGCAAGGAGACCUUUAACCUGUACUACCACGAGACGGACUCGGAGUCGGGCCGGGGCCUGCGCGAGAGCCAGUACGUCAAGAUCGACACCAUCGCGGCCGACGAGAGCUUCACGCAGGGCGACCUCGGCGAGCGCAAGAUGAAGCUCAACACGGAGGUGCGCGUCAUCGGGCCGCUGGCGCGCCGCGGCUUCUACCUGGCCUUCCAGGACGUGGGCGCCUGCAUCGCGCUGGUCUCCGUCAAGGUGUACUACAAGAAGUGCUGGUCCAUCAUCGAGAACCUGGCCACCUUCCCCGACACGGUGACGGGCUCGGAGUUCUCCUCGCUGGUGGAGGUGGAGGGCGCGUGCGUGAGCGACGCCGAGGAGGAGGCGGAGAACUCCCCCAAGAUGCAUUGCAGCGCGGAGGGGGAGUGGCUGGUGCCCAUCGGGAAAUGUAUCUGCAAGGCGGGGUUCCAUCAGAAGGGGGACGCGUGUGAACGUGAGUGUUUCCCCGUUUUCUUUGUUCCUUCCGUGCUCACUGCCGCUGUGUGGGAGCGACAAAACGUAUUGGCCGCGUUUGUUCUGUUUAUUCACGUCUGA